UUCAAUUUUUUCUCUUUAGAUUUCACAAUAAGUUUUCUCUCUCUAAAACUUACAUGCCAAGUUGUAACCUUUUUUCAAAAAAAUUGAGUGUAUUUUGCCAUUCCAGCUGUUGCAAAACCAGGCUACUGAACAAAGAAAGCCAUAAAUUUUAUCCCCACUUGAAAUGAACAUUGAUCAAAACAUGAACCAUAUUCAGUUAAUCAAUUUCACAAGUUUCUUACUUCAAUUUCACGUGUCAGUGUGAUUGAAUUUUUGUUUGCUCCUACUUGAAUUUUUUUUGUCCAAACCUUGUUCUCCCACAUGGCAGUGGUGGAAGAUGGGGAUAAAAGGCCCUCACAGGAUCAGAUUUUAGACACAUCAAUCUCGUCGGCGAAUAAGAUGAGUAGCAAUAAGGAUUACACCAGAGAUCUCAUCAACAAGUUCAUCGCCGAAGCUGUUGAGGCUGAACAACGUAGCCGCUGUCGUGUUCCUUUACCGACAGCGAGACAUGUUCAGCCGCAUGUUCAGCCACAACCACUGCAUGUUCAGCCACAACAACCGCGGUUGGAUGCUGAGAAAAUUGACGGUGAAAGUGAAGAAAGUUAUGAACUAAGUCUUGGACUUUCAUCGAACGGUCGAUUUGGGUAUGACCCGAAUGCGAGAAAGAUCGAAAGAGCUGCAUCGAUGAUUCCGGCAACAGCAGGUGGGUCUGGUGCUGGUGCUGAUGCUGGAAAUUUGACAAGAACAUGUUCGUUACCGGUGGUGAAACCGGCUGAGACUCGAGAAGAAUGGUUAAGGAGAAAGGAAUUGCAAUCGCAGAGGAGACUAGAAGCUAGGAGAAGGAACAAGGAGAAGAGGAGACAUUCAAGGGCUGCCAGAGAAAGAAACUCUCGCAGUGCUGAGAGGGGUGCUGAGAGAGGUGCUGGAAGUGAAGGUGGUGGUGAGAAUAGUAAUAACAACAACCCAGUGGAACAAGGUGCUAAUGCUGAUGGUUUGAUUCGAACAACCUCGUUGGUUCGUGCUGAUGGUUUGAUUCGAACAACCUCGUUGGUUCGUCGUGUUGGCGGAAUUGUCUUGAACAAGGAGAAAGAUCAAGUGGUUCCUAUUUCACCGCCGACGAGCGGUGGUUCUUCUGGUACUUCAUCUGAAGUUCAACUUGGUCAAGGAACAAUUCCAAUGGAUACUCAAAACUCGAACUUGAACUCGGGCAUUGUUGGAUCUCUAAACCAACCAAUAAUUCUGAACUUGCUUGUAUGCCCGAGCUUGGGCAUGUUUGCUGGACCUCAAAACAAAACAAAGGCCGGAAACUUUCUUGAGGGAUCGAGCUCCAUCAAGAUUGUUGGGCCUCAAAACCAUCUUGUUGGGCCUCAAAACCAAACAAUGGCCGCAAAGAGCCCACUUGACGAAAUGCCAAGUGUUAUUACCAAAAGAACCGGACCUAAUGGAAGAAGAAUUGAAGGUUUUCUUUACAAGUAUGGAAGAGGCCGUAGAAAUGUGAAAAUUGUGUGUGUUUGCCAUGGAAGUUUUCUCACUCCUGCUGAAUUUGUGAGGCAUGCUGGUGGAGGUGAUGUGCUUAAUCCACUUCAAGAGAUCAUUGUUAAAAGUUCAAGAUAACUUGAGAGAGGAUAUAAGAAAGUAUGAUGAGAGUGAUCAUAUAUUUUAAUUUAAGUAAUAAUUUAUAUGUUCACUCUUAGACUUUUGAAACCUUGAAUGUGAAGAUUUGGAACUUGUGUUUUAAGGUAUUUUAUUAGCUUUGUUGUUAUGUUUAUGACUUGAGGAACCUCUAAGAGGGAACAAAUGGUACUUUGCUAUGGUUUAAGCUUUAUAUGUAAAUUACCUUUUAUUUUGUUUUA
Messenger RNA from Vicia villosa (hairy vetch), 1832 nucleotides. RefSeq names its product ninja-family protein Os07g0602900-like. Gene Ontology annotation, cellular component: nucleus. Bases 301 to 1593 code for a protein of 430 amino acids. NCBI's taxonomy places the organism in Eukaryota, Viridiplantae, Streptophyta, Magnoliopsida, Fabales, Fabaceae. Gene Ontology annotation, biological process: negative regulation of DNA-templated transcription; signal transduction. The record is from RefSeq and is a predicted model, not a curated record. The transcript has 2 exons.